Messenger RNA from Halteromyces radiatus, 631 nucleotides. RefSeq lists its product as uncharacterized. Bases 66 to 575 code for a protein of 169 amino acids. Gene Ontology annotation, biological process: mitochondrion organization. Gene Ontology annotation, cellular component: nucleus; mitochondrion. The record is from RefSeq and is a predicted model, not a curated record. The transcript has 3 exons. Lineage: Eukaryota; Fungi; Mucoromycota; Mucoromycetes; Mucorales; Cunninghamellaceae.
UUUUUUUUUUUCUUUUUCCCUUUUCGUACCUUUUUUUUUUUUUUGACAAAAGAAUUUAAGAAGCAAUGCCUCGCCAAACUAGACGUUCUGCUCCUGCUCAACAAACUCGUUCAGCUAGUACCAUGGCUGCUCCUCGUCCUGCUGCUCCUCCUCGUCAAGCUCCUACUCAACAACAAGCACCACCUGCUCAACCUCAACACCAAAUGGCUCCUAGUCAUGCCGCCCCUCCUGCUGUUCCUCAACCUGCUGCUCCUCAACAACCCGGUCUUUUCGCUCAAAUGGCCACUACUGCUGCGGGUGUUGCUGUUGGUCAUGCUGCUGGUAGUGCCAUCACUGCUGGUGUUGGAUCUCUCUUUGGUGGAUCCUCUGAAUCUCAACCACAAGAACAAGUUCCUCCACAACAACAAUAUCAACAACAACAACAAUAUCAAGCUCCUCCUCCUCAAGCUUCUGCUUGUGAUGCUGAUGCAAAGGCUUUUGCUAGAUGUUUGGAAGAUAGUUCUAAUGAUAUCUCUGCCUGUCAAUGGUACCUGGAUCAAUUGAAAUCUUGUCGUGAAAUGGCUCAACAUUAUUAGAUAAUUUUUUUUAAUAGAAAGUCCUUAGAUUAUGUCAUUUUAGUAUAUUAUUUCCA